AUGUUUCCUUUACCGGAUACCAAGAAGCAGGUUUCAUUGUCAACAUGGGGAUAUCGCUGGCGCUCGUCCGAUACAUUUAUUCUCAGCAGCAUGUCCAUGGCGUUAUUUACGGAUGAAAUGCUCUUCGCCUUCAUGGUCCCACUGCUCCCUCAUAUCUUCGAGAACCGCCUAGGGCUAGACACAUCCCUCACCCAGCGAUUGACCUCCAUAUUUCUAGUUGAAGGGGCAUUGAUAUCUAUCAUCUCAAGCCCAUUUGUUGGGGAUAUAUCCGACCGAGCCAGCUCCAAGAAGGUCCUACUACUGGCCUUGCUGGUACUAACGCUAAUCAGCGUAUUAUGUCUAUCAAUCACAACAUCCCUAACCUGGCUCUUCAUCGGUCGAUUCUUCCAAUGCAUCGUCAGCAACGCAUUAUUUAUCGUCGGCAUGGCCACAAUGGCCGGGAACAUCGGAUCAGAACACAUGGGCAAGAUAGCAGGUUUGAGCUCGACCCUAACAGCAGCUGGGACAUGCUCUGGACCUGUCAUUGCUGGGUUUCUCUUCGGAAUUGGAGGAUACUGGACAGCAUGGGGUGGCGCGACUCUGUUUCUCGUGGUGGAUAUCAUUAUGCGUCUGCUCAUGAUUGAAAAGCCGCAGAAGCGCCGUAACACUUGUCGCAGUCGAAAUGGAUCUCUAUGCGCUGAGGAGGAUAGACCGUCGUUGGAAGCAGAACCACUUCUCAACGGAGAUCGGUCAUCGAGUACAGAGGAAAUCGGCGGUUGGCGCUUCUAUGUCUGUCUUUUCCGUCAGCCUCGCUUUACGGCGGGGAUUGUCUGCUAUUUUGUCUUUGCGCUGUUUAUCGCCAGUUUCGAGUCUACGAUCGCCAUGCAUGUCCGGUCUGCUUUUGGUUGGGGCGUUUUCCCUGUUGGGCUUUUGUUCGCGUCUAUCCAGGGUCCUGGGAUGAUCUUGGCUCCUCUUGUUGGGUUGUUGAAAGACCGUGUCGGGUCGAGGGUUCCUACUACCAUUGGAUUUAUCCUUGUUGCGCCUUUCCUAUGGGUUCUUGGAGUCGCUGGUGAUGAGCGCUUUCCGUGGGCUACUUUGGGAUCUAGAGGGAAGAUCAUUUUUGGAGUCGGUACGACUAUGAUCGGGUGUUUUACGUGCUUGCUUAUGGGGGUUGGCACGAUGGAAGCAACUGCAACUGUUGAUGAGUUGGAGGACCUGCAUCCUGGCAUAUUCGGUCACUAUGGAGGGUAUUCUCGUGCUGUUGCAGUCACAAAUAUGAGUUGGAUGUCUGGUCUACUGGUCGGACCUAUCUUGGCUGGAUUUAUAGUCGAAAGAUUUGGGUACUUUGAGCUGCAGUGUGUACUCAUGGUCAUUUCUUUGCUGGCUAGCAUUAACGCUGCCUUUAACCUCAGUUCAACCAGUGGGAAAAGGGAAAAGUGUGAUAGUGACUUUGGGACGGAUGAGCUCUAG
Molecule: messenger RNA, 1449 nt
Organism: Penicillium mononematosum
Lineage: Eukaryota; Fungi; Ascomycota; Eurotiomycetes; Eurotiales; Aspergillaceae
Exons: 5
Coding region: 1-1449 (482 amino acids)
Biological process (GO): transmembrane transport
Molecular function (GO): transmembrane transporter activity
Source: RefSeq, a predicted model, not a curated record